AUGAGGCUGUGUGCCCUGCUGACCACACUGGCAGGUGCCCUCUUGGCGGUCCCUGGGCCUGUGGGUUGGCGGCUACCCGGCCUUACCCCUCGCUUCGAGCGUCCAGGGGAUGUGGUGCUGGGUGGCAGCUUCUGCAUCCUUCAUUUCUACAAUGCUGUUUCCCUGGAUUUCACAACACUGCCUGCAGGGCUGCCAUCCUCAAGUGUGUCCAGCUGGGGCUACCGGGUGGCCCAGAGCUUCGUCUUUGCUGUGGAGGAGAUCAACAAUAGCACUCACCUGCUGCCCAACCUGACGCUGGGCUUCUCCAUUCGCAACUCCGGGGACUCUGUGCAUGGGGCCAUGCACGAGACUAUGGCCUUCCUCACGGGGCAGGAGGAUCCCGUCCCCAACUACUCAUGCCACCGUGGUCCUCCCCAGGCUGCCAUGGUGGGGGACACACGUUCAGCCCUGUCUGUGGCCAUGGCCAGGCUCCUGGGGCUCUACAAGUUUCCCCAGGUCAGCUAUGCAUCCACUCUGCCCAGCCUCAGUGACAAGAACCAGUUCCCAUCCUUUCUGCGCACCCGAGCCAGUGACCUCACAACCUCCUACGCCAUGACCCAGUUGGUGCUGCACUUGGGAUGGUCCUGGGUGGGCAUUCUCGCCCAGGAUGAUGACUUUGGGCAGCAGGCUGGCAAUCUAGCCAGGGAGGAGCUGAGUCAGGCAGGUGUUUGCAUCGAGUUCCACCUACACAUCCCUUCCCGUCAAUCCCCUGAGAAGAUUGAUGCCAAUGUGCGGAAGAUGGAGAAGAGCACAGCCACGGGGGUCCUGGUCUUCCUGAGUAAUUCUAAUAUUCAGCUCAUCCUCCAUAGGCUGGUAGGCAACCGUGUCCUUGGCCAGGUCUGGGUCAGUGAGACCCUUGUGCACACAGUGAUCGCCCUGGCCACGCCUGGUGCCUCCUGGGUUUUGCAGGGUGCAUUUGGUCUUAAGCUACGCAGUAGCCAUGCACAUGGACUCUCAGAGUUCUUUGCCCACCUGCACCCCAGCCGGACCCCAGAGGACAUGUUCUUGAGGAGGUUUUGGGAAGCCACCUUUGGGUGCAGGUGGCCACAUAGUAAUGACACUGAACCAAGUGACAUGCAGCUCUGCUCAGGUAAUGAGACUCUGAGAGACCACGAGUACCCUUUCCAGGAAGUGAGUAGAUUGGAGGCCGCAUAUCCAGCUGUCUACAGCAUUGCCCAUGCCCUGCAGGACAUGGUGCUCUGUGAGAAUGAGAACAGGGAAUGUGGAGAUCCUGUACACUUCCAGCCUUGGCAGCUCCUCCACCCCCUCAGGAAAGUGAGCUUCCAGACCCCUGAUGGUACCCACAUCAUGUUCGAUGCCAAUGGAGAUUUGGUGACAAAAUUUGAUGUUCUCCAAGGGCAGUGGAGUCCAGAGGGCCAGUUCCACUUUGUUCACAUUGGAAAGAUGGAUCCUCAUCCAUCUUUGGAGAACAGAAUGAUGAUCCUCUUGAAGGACAGUAUCCAGGUAUGUCUGAUGAGUGCACGGAGAGACUCAGGCCUCAACCUUGGAGUGCCCAGCUCUGUCUGCAGCACCAGCUGUGAACCAGGAUCCAGCCAGAUCCCCCAACAGGGAGCCCCUCACUGCUGCUUUGAGUGCCAGCCCUGCCCAGAGGGACAGUUUGCAGACCAGAAAGACAUGAAGAGCUGCCUUCAGUGCCCUGAGGAGCAGUACUCAAGCCAGAGCAAAGACUACUGCCUUCCCAGGACAGAGACCUUCCUGGCCUUUGAUGAGCCCCUGGGCCUUGUGCUCACAGUAGUGUCACUGUCACUGGCCAGCUUGGCAUGCCUAGUCCUCGGGGUGUUCCUGUGGUUCCAGCAAACACCAGUGGUCAGGGCCAAUAACAGAGCCCUCAGCUAUGUGCUCCUGGUCUCCCUGACCCUCUGUGCCCUGAGUACCUUGCUAUUCCUUGGCCGUCCCUCACCUACCACUUGCCUCCUGCGCCAGAUCACCUUUGCUGUGGUGUUCACUGUGGCUGUGUCGUGUGUCCUGGCCAAGACCCUCACUGUGGUCCUGGCCUUCAGGGCCACUAAGCCAGGACAGAGAGUCCACAUGUGCCUAGGGCCCAGUGCCUCCUCCUUUGUGGUGCUGGUUGCCUCUCUAGUACAGAUCAUUCUCUGUGGGAUCUGGCUGGGUACCUCCCCACCAUUCCCACACAGAGACACAGCCUCAGAGCCUGGCCACCUUGUGCUCCAGUGUCACGAGGGUUCUGGCAUUGCUUUCUCCUGUGUGCUGGGUUACCUGGGCCUCCUGGCAAUAGGAACCUUCUCUGUGGCCUUCCUGGCCCGGGGCCUGCCAGAUACCUUCAACGAGACCAAGUUUCUCACUUUCAGCAUGCUGUUGUUCUGCAGCGUCUGGACAGCUUUCUUGCCCCUAUACUUCAGUGCACGGGGCAAGGCCACAGUAGCUGUGGAGGUCUUCUCCAUCCUGGCCUCUACUGCAGGGCUGCUGGGUGGCAUUUUCUUCCCCAAGUGCUACCUCAUCCUGCUGAAACCUGAAAGGAAUACUCCACCGAGUUUGAGAACUGGACCCUGGGCUCAAAGGGACUUGGGAAGGGGAGUCCCUCCAGGCCAUCCCCACAGCACCAUUUCAGCUAGGCCUCCCAGUCAGCAGCAGGAUCCUGGCUCUCAAUUCUUGGUUCCUGCGUUGACUACAUGA
Molecule: messenger RNA, 2694 nt
Organism: Cavia porcellus (domestic guinea pig)
Lineage: Eukaryota; Metazoa; Chordata; Mammalia; Rodentia; Caviidae
Product: extracellular calcium-sensing receptor-like
Exons: 6
Coding region: 1-2694 (897 amino acids)
Biological process (GO): G protein-coupled receptor signaling pathway
Cellular component (GO): plasma membrane
Molecular function (GO): G protein-coupled receptor activity
Source: RefSeq, a predicted model, not a curated record